Musa acuminata AAA Group (dessert banana) is the source of this 3167-nucleotide messenger RNA. RefSeq names its product transcription factor bHLH49-like. The transcript is spliced from 8 exons. Gene Ontology annotation, molecular function: DNA-binding transcription factor activity; protein dimerization activity. The record is from RefSeq and is a predicted model, not a curated record. Gene Ontology annotation, biological process: regulation of DNA-templated transcription. Gene Ontology annotation, cellular component: nucleus. NCBI's taxonomy places the organism in Eukaryota, Viridiplantae, Streptophyta, Magnoliopsida, Zingiberales, Musaceae. Bases 95 to 1327 code for a protein of 410 amino acids.
GCACUCCGGUUUGUAGGAGCGGAGUGUGCUCGUCUCUCUCCCUGAGCAGGAGGAGGAAGCAGCAGCAAAAUCCAAGCUUUUCACAUUUCCAACAAUGCUUUCGACAGAACCUGCCUUCGACGGGAGCAGAAUGAUUAAAGGUUUGAAGACACCGAUGGAUACGAAUGAGAAUAACAAGUUUGAGCUGGAGAAGAACCAUGGCAAUCACUUGAGCAACCACAGUUCUGGCAUCUCUGAUCACUGGCAAUUCAACACCUCAACCUCCUCCAUGGCUGCCGGCCUUAUGAAUUUGGUGACCUCGUCUCCAUAUCCUUCAGCUUCGGAGAUGGAGCCCUUCACUCCUGGCCUCUGGAACCACCAUGCCGCUAAUUGUGUGCCGAUUGGAGAACCAGUUGCAGUGUCCUCCGGAGGGAUGCUGCCAUCGACUGUUCCUGGAAUUUCUUCCCCAAGACUGCCUCAUUUCCCCGCUGAAACGGCCUUAGUUGAACGGGCAGCAAGGUUUCCAUGUUUCAGUGGUGGUAAUUUUAGUGGCAUGAACCUCCUAUUUCGUCCAUCUGAAUCAAUGGUUCCAUAUACUAAUGCCAUGGAAGAUGUUACUGAGAUCCAGCUUGGGAAGACUGAAAUGAAUACAACUGUACAAAAUGGUGUCUUGCUCCCUGUUGACAAUGCAUCCGUCAACAGAGGUCUGAUCACUAAUCAAAUAGACUGCGAAUCCCGUGAAGCCAAUUUCACCAAAGGUGGUCAGGAAGGGAACACUGAUUCAUCUGAUGCAGCUAGGAAUUCAUCUCCUAAGAAGAGGAGGACCACUCAGAAGGAAGAGGUGAAAAGAGGCCCACAAUCAUCCUCAGAGACCACAAAGGAGACCACUGAAGGUAAACAAAAAGUAGACCAGAACAGCUCCGAGCACAGUGGAAAGAAUGGAAAAUAUAGCUCAGAAGCUGCAAAGGGGGAUUAUGUUCAUGUUAGAGCACGGCGUGGACAAGCAACUAAUAGUCACAGUCUUGCAGAAAGAGUAAGAAGGGAAAAGAUAAGUGAAAGGAUGAAGUAUCUUCAGGAAUUAGUGCCUGGUUGCAGCAAAGUCACAGGGAAAGCAGUUAUGCUGGAUGAGAUCAUAAACUAUGUUCAGUCACUCCAAAGUCAGGUUGAGUUCCUCUCCAUGAAGCUUGCUGCUGUCAAUCCACAACCCGAAUUCAGCACAGAAGGGCUUCUGGCUAAAAACCUUCUACAUUCUCAUGGUGGCUGCUCAUCUGCAACUGGAUUGCCGCAGGAGAUGAUUUAUCCUCAGGAGAGACAUGAAUGCUCAAUUAUCAACAACCAGUGUUUAUAAAGAGUCUUCUCUGCAGGUAAUCCUACUUAUCAGACCUUUAAUUCUACCUGAUUUGAGAUGAUAAAUCAGAUUAUAUUGAUUAUUACAUGUGAAAGAGAGUAGGUAUUUGGAUCAAGGACACCAAAAGGGACAAAUUGAAGGAGAAGGAAAGAGGUUCUGAGAUCUAACCAGAAUAAAUAAUUUAAGAAUGAUUGUAGAGGAAAUUUGUUUAGUGUCAUCUAUUUUUUUCGAGAAUCUGCUUUUCUUGAAUUGAAUUAUCUGUUUCUGUAGUUUAUGAUUGACUAUACAUAAACAUUUCAUUUUCUUUGACCUUAAAGUUGUUUACUAGGCUAUAAACCUUUUCCUUUUAUUCAAUUCCCAUGAAUCGAUCUUGCUUCAAGAUUUAUCCCCGGUAACUGUCUCAUUUGUUUUAUCUUUCUAAAAUUUUUUUUUGGUAAGUAAAAGUAAAUUGAUUAUGUGUAAAGUUUCUACAAAUAACUUUGUCUAUACAAGUCAUAGACGAAGCCAGGUAACUCAUAGAGUAUACAUGCGGUAGUUAUGACUACACAUGCUAUAGACUAUAACUCCUAAUUGUAGCCAACAAAUAAAAUGUAAUGUCCAGAUAUGCCAAGACUACCUGUGGGUGCAACAUUUAAUAUUAUGCCCAAGAUCUUUAGCUAAUAGUAAAAUUGAAUUUGACAAAAAUAUCUUUUUCUCUUCAUGUAAAGUGCUCCAUUUUGAGAUCGUGCUCCAUACAUGAUCUCGAGUCUCUAAUAAUUUCUGUCAAGAGCUGAGCAUUGUUUGUGUGUUGACACUCAAAGAUUCUGCUACAUCUCUCCUUCCACAUCCACCAAAUAGCACAUCUGAAAGUAAAAUUUGCCAAUUGUGUAAGAGGCCCUUUACUUGAGAAACAUUGUAUGAGGUCGUCUAAUUCUUGAUGUAAUUUUGGUUGCGGCAGCCUAUUGAGUUUGAAUCAUUGGAGAAUUUCCUUUCAUAUCCAUUUAGUAUAGUCACAAGAAAAAUAGAGGUGGUCAACAAUUUCUUCUUGUUGCAUACAAAGGGAGCAUCGGUUAACAUGAUAGAUACCUCUUCUCUUCAUAUUGUCUGUUGUAGGUAGUUUAUUAAGAAGGGCCUGUCAUGUACAUAAGGAAUGUCUUUGUGAUCUCGGUCGAUCCCAUGUCCAACUGCUUGGGAUCUACUUGUUAUUUCUUUGUCUGAUUUAAUUCCAUGCGGAUGUGGCACUAAAUUUACGAUUGUCAUGAGGCCAAAUAAGUAUAUCUGAAGAGUUGUUCCUGAUUGGAAUAGCUGUGAUAGUCGGCCAAAGUGAUAACAUUUCAAGAGAAAUAGGAUUAGGGAGACACCAGGUACCGUUAGUAAUGAACUCGGAAACCUUCGAAUCUUUGGGAGCCCCAAGGUCUUUUCGUAUUCUAUCACCAUAUAAUUGAAAUAUACUCUUCCCAUUCACCCAAGGAUCGUAUUAUAUAUUAGUACUAGUUCCAUAUGAGAUUGCAUAAGAAAUGUGUUUGAUUAGCCAAUUCUUUGCCUUUAAAAUUCCUCUUCUCAUACAAAAAAAAAAACUUUUUUUUUUAGUUAUUUAAGGUUCAAUUGUCGGAACUCAUCAUUUGAAACAUUUGGUAGCUAAUUAUAAUAAGCUUUCUAAUCAAUUUGGUAGUAGACUAGAAUCAACGAAGUCCGAAGAUAAUGAUACCUUGCAUAUAGUAAAAACUGAGAAAGAUUCUUCAGCAGAAUUGGAUCUUGGAUUUUUUGCUCUCACCUUCAAAUUGCAAGUUCUAACUGAUGAGUAACUGUCGACACAUAUGUAUAUAUAUAGCAACCUAACUUUGGUGUUUCUUUUUUCCUU